CACGAACUUAAAUAUCGUCCAAUUAAACCCACCAACAAUAAAAAAAGAGGCAAAUCAUCUUUCUAGUAGGUAUUCUUCCAGUUCCCGAUUGAAAUCACGUUUGUGGCAUCUGAUGUGGCAUAACUUCAUUUUCUUUCCCUUUUUCUUUUUCUUUCCUUCCUUUUCUUCUUUCUUUCUCAAUCCCCUUCUUCUCUGCACCUGCUACCUCUCCCCUCAUUUUCUUCUUUUUUCAUUCUUUCUCUUUCUCGUCCUUUUCUUUCUCUUCCCAGACCUGUUUCUUCCUCUCACGUUCGCACCCAUCUGGUCAACCUUUCCUCUAAAUCCGAGCAGCAGAGCCCUCCCAGCCACCGCUAGCCAUGCUAGCCUGGUACAUGGUCUCCAGAUUUAGACCCAAAUCGACACCACAACUCCCCAUCGUGUGCUACGCUUGCAUCGUUCGUCGUAUCCAUCCUUGUACUGCGACGGGAGAUACAAAAUCGACGGAAAAGAAGAUGGAUCGAACCUAGCCGGAGACCUCGUUGCGGAAGACGAUGAAGUUAGUUGUCCAGAAGUAUAUUACGAUGGGACGAAACAAAAAGAAAAAAUUAAAAUCAAAAGCCAACCAAAGCUUACCUGGGAUUCUUGGAGCGGAUGAGAAAGCUAAAGAGGGCCGGCUAGAGGAGAAGACCGAACGAAAUAGGGAGAAAGGAAGAACCAGAAAGAAAAAAAAAGAUAAGAUUAGGAUUAAAGAGCAGGCCUCCAUGAAGCUUGAUAAUGAGAAGGAUCUGGCCAGCAUCAAAGUUAUAUUGAAGGAGGGUGACAUAAUUUAUUUCAAUAAGGUUGCUUAUAGUCAUAGAAAUUAAUUUUCUACUUGUAUUAAUUAGGGUGUUUAACUAACUCGGGGUUUGAAAUGUAUUGCUACAAUGUAUCAAGUUCUCAAAUUCACAAUGUAUUUCAUGUGAGUCAACUCAAAAGAUGCUAUGAUCCUACAUCAACUGCUGUUGAGGUUCCAACAUUUUUUUAUGAUUCUAGUAUGCCUAAGCUUCCUGAAGAAAUUAUUCGGAAGAUUGGUAAAGAGGAAGGGACUGGCUGCUGGUGAACCCUUAGUAAAGUGGCAAGGUUUACCGGUAGAGGAUGCCACAUGGAUGUUUGCAUCAGAGUUUACACAACAGUUUCCUGAAUUUCAUCUUUGAGGACAAAGAUGCUAAGGAAGGGUGUUUUGAUAUAGUAAUUCGAAUAAUAGAUAGUGAUGUCACAAAGUUGUUAGUUGAGUUGUUAUAAGUCGUUAUAUGUUAGUUGAUAUUCUUGUUAUGAUCAAACUGAUAUAAAUACGGUACACAGAGGCUUGUAAAUGAUAUGAGAAUAAUAUGGAGCACUUUCUAUCAUCUUUCUCCUAUACUCUAUCUCUGCACAUGCUAUUUUUCCAUUCUCAAGCUUUCCUUCGACUAGUUUUCUUACACCCUAACUAGAUCAAGAAGCUCGAUAGUAGAACCGGUUAGCUUAUUAUCCCAUUCUACAUCAUGUUUUAUGUGACAUUUUUACUAUAGGUAUUCUAUUCCCAAGGACGCACAACGACACAACCACAUUGUAGCUCAAUUCACCUGCAACGACCAUAGCACAUUGGCAGAGACACAUUGGAACUAUUCCUGAUAGAGAUUACAUUGUCAAUCUUACAGAAUGCACAAUGCAUCUAUCGUUUCAUGCCAGCUCUCCCGCUGAUUGUCUAUUUUGAAGUCAAUAAUGUGCCAACUGAGGCCCCUUCAGAGAAAGACUUAAAUUGAGAAACAAUAUUAGUGUUGAUUUAAUGUAUCAGGUGUAGCUGUACGAAGAUAUUAU
Cuscuta europaea is the source of this 1815-nucleotide messenger RNA. The record is from the annotation of a GenBank genome assembly. Lineage: Eukaryota; Viridiplantae; Streptophyta; Magnoliopsida; Solanales; Convolvulaceae.